This is a messenger RNA of Malaya genurostris, 6390 nucleotides long. It is a transcript of the gene Tmtc2, whose product is annotated as protein O-mannosyl-transferase TMTC2. Gene Ontology annotation, cellular component: endoplasmic reticulum membrane. The record is from RefSeq and is a predicted model, not a curated record. Bases 2138 to 5293 code for a protein of 1051 amino acids. Gene Ontology annotation, biological process: protein O-linked glycosylation via mannose. The transcript has 12 exons. NCBI's taxonomy places the organism in Eukaryota, Metazoa, Arthropoda, Insecta, Diptera, Culicidae. Gene Ontology annotation, molecular function: protein binding; mannosyltransferase activity.
GGACCUGCUAAAUGGCAGAAGCAUUUGUGCAUAUAUUUCGGACUUAAAUGUAAACACUGUGCCCACCACUACUUGCAACACCAAUAUUGACACGCAGAUACAGCAACUCACUGAUAUUGUCGAAACACUUAGCAAAAAAGUUGACUGUAUCUCAAAUAGUUCAAGUUCUAAGCCGCCUGCUCGGAUACCCAUAUGGCCAACUUACAAUGCGAAGCGUCGUCGUGGUGAAAAUGGUGAAGCAAUUCGUCCAGAUACGAAUCGGGGUACUAGCCAAAUUGAUUUUGGUGAUCUGUCUGUUCCUUUCGUAACACCCCCGGCAUCACAACCUAAAUUUUGGCUUUACCUAUCAGGCUUCCAGCCGUUGAUCAGUAAUGAGGAUGUGCAGAAGAUAGUUGCUCGCUGUUUGGAAUUAGAAGCCCCUUUUGAUGUUAUUCGUCUAGUACCUAAAGGAAUUGACACAUCAAACAUGACUUACAUCUCAUUCAAAGUUGGUCUGGAUCCAGCAUACAAGCAGCAAGCUCUUAACGCUGCGUGCUGGCCAACUGGUUUACUAUUUAGAGAGUUUGUUGAGAUUCCAAAAAACACAAUGAGACGGCCAUUCACCAACGAUCCACCACCAACGAUUCCAACACAGCAAUAAUUAGUAGUAGCGGAAAUGGUUUAAAUGCAACGCGAUUUUCAGUGGACGGUGGGUGCCUUCGGGCCCCCACCAGAGGCGAGUAUUUGAACGCAUCGUUCGGUUUAUCUGCAUUCAAUGAUUGUCCUUUGCAGCCACUAUCUUCCAAUGAUAUCAUGGUCUACUACCAAAACGUUAGAGGAUUGAGGACGAAAAUGGAUGACUUGUUCCUGAAUUCUGCAGAAUGUGACUUUGACGUGGUGAUUAUGACUGAAACUGGUCUUGACGAUUGCAUAACUUCUCUGCAGUUAUUUGGGACGGCCUACAACGUUUUUCGAUGCGACCGUUGUCAACGCAACAGUAAUAAAUCGCGCUUCGGUGGCGUGCUAAUAGCUGUGGCACAGCGAUACACUAGUAAAACGAUACACACGAUGGCUGGACAGAAUUUGGAACAAAUAUCUAUCGCCACGAAAAUUAAAGAUUCUCCAGCGAGCAUCUCCUGGAAUGGUGAAGAUUUACUGUGUGGCGACGGUGAAACACUAUCCGGAAAUCGAGGAUAGAAAACAGAAAAAAUAGCAUGCUACGACAAAAGCAAUAAGUGAAGUAUUGUCAGAAACAUGUAAAAAAGCAGGUUGAUGAUCUGAUUUCAAACAAAGAAGAUUGUUGUUUGCCAGUCGCUUCUGGUGUGUAACCACAACUACGGAACUCAAUGAAAUGAACUCGAUCUCGGUAGAAAUCCGAUAGAUUUUGGAGAGAACAAAAACAAAAAUACAAUAAAAAUAAUCAAGUACGGUUCCGAACUCAAGGUGCAAUAGAAAUAACUAGGACAAACUGCAAGACAACUCCUUCCGGGGUGCUAGAGAAACGAACGAAAAAAUUCCCUUCUUUCUGGUUGACCCAUUCUCAAAACAGAAAGCAAUUUCCAGCCAAUAUACAGAAACACACACACACCCAUGCACUAGCUCGCGCUAGGAUACGGAAAUGCGUGCAAUAGUCGUCCGCUCUGGUUCGAUGCAGAAAGGAAGAAAAUUUACAUAAAUAGUUUACGUUUCACAGUCCAGUGAAUAGUUUAAGUGGUUUCGUGAAACGCCGUGAGAGAGAUUUUCCGGCUGGAGCAAAGUUGCAAGUUGUUCCCCCGGGGUGACGUCGAGGAAACGCGGGAGAAAAAGUUCUGAUUCAAUUUGGUCGGAAUUUAAAGUUAAUUGAGUGUUACACGGCCUACCCAGGGUGCCAGUUUCGCCGGGGGAGUGCUGUGUGUGUGUAUGUGGAUGUGGUUGUAUGAAAGUGUGGUUUGAAAUGCUAUAAAUAUCCAUUGUAUGAAACGUGCGGGUGUCUCCGGUCGUCUAGUCCGGGUUGGUUGGUCCGGUUCGUCGGAUCGUAGAGUGAAAGUCACAGUAGAAAGCACAGAAAAAAGUAAAGCUUCCCCUUUUGCGUCCAGCGACGUGAUAUGAAUUGCUUGUUCAACUUGUGCGCCAACCAGCACCAGCAGCAGCACCAUCAACGAAAACGAACCUUCUAGCAAUGGCCCAGAAGCAGCGCAACAAGUCGAGCAUGGAUUACGUAAGCCUCAGUUGCUGCACGCUGGCGUUUGCCCUGUAUGUCAACACGCUCAGCGCUGGAUUCGUGUACGAUGACAGACGAGCGAUCCUGGGCAAUCCGGACGUCCUGAGCUCCAGCAGCUGGUACCAAAUGCUGCACAAUGACUUCUGGGGUACACCGCUGACCGAUUCCGGCUCGCACGGUUCCUACCGGCCACUGUGUGUGGCCAGCUUCAAAAUCAACUACCUGCUGGACGGCUUCAAACCACUCGGGUAUCAUCUGGUCAAUGUGCUGCUGCACUGCGUGGCCACGGUUCUGGUCGUUAAGCUGGCCCGGCACAUUAUGCCGUCGCGGUACGGUUCGGCCGUCGCCGGAUUACUGUUCGCGGCCCAUCCAAUCCACACGGAAGCCGUGGCCGGAGUAGUCGGACGGGCGGAUCUGACCGCCUGUGUCUUCUACCUGCUCGCACUGCUCGCCUACAUCCGGCAUAUCCACUGGCGUCAGUGUACUGACUUACGUCACUGGCUGGCGCUCGGGCUCACGAUACUACUGGCAGUCGCCGCCGUCCUAUGCAAAGAAACUGCUGUGACAGCUUUAGUGGUUUGUGCAAUUUAUGAUAUCAUAAAAGGAUACGCUGGUUCCAGAGAUAAGAACCGCAUUCGAAGCAUAGGGAUCCUGAUUGUCGCAUUGGUCACCAUGCUGCACAUUCGACUCUCGUUGCCUCGACUGGCAACCCUGUUCUCUGCGGCCGAUAAUCCGACGGCUAAAAGCGGUUCCAUCUGGACACGAUUUCUAACGUUUUCGUACCUGCCGAUGUUCAACUUUCGAAUGCUCGUAUAUCCGGAUGUGUUGAGUUUCGACUGGGGCAUGGAUGCCAUUCCCCGGAUCAGCAGUUUGUUCGAGGGGAAAAACUUGCUCACCAUGCUGUUCUAUGGACUUUUGGUGAAGGCAGUGUGGAUCAACGGUCGAACAUUGAUGAGUCAAAGUUUGCCCAGUGUAAAUAGUAACUUCAAUAGGAAACUAGCUAGUAAACUUGCGAUGGCCCGGGCUGGCCAGGAAAGACACGUGGAAGAUUCGUGCAGCGACUGCAAACAUGAAUACAACCUCCAUCACUCGAACCAGUGCCGGGCCUUGCACAACAACAACAACAUGUCUUCUAUCGUGUGCGGGUGCUUCUAUCCGUCGUGUAAAUAUCUGUCACUUUCGCAUCCAUCUAGUUUUUUCCACCGGAUAGAUGACCAUAGUAAACUUGCCGUCUCGGCAGCCCCAGGAUGCGUCAAUGGCUACUGGCAGAAGCAGCAGUACUGGCAACGGAACAAACCAGUGUCCAACGGUUUUAGCAGUGAUCAUUUGCCGUUCAGUUUGACGAUGGAUACUUCUUCGAGGACGGCAUCGUCAUCAUCUUCUUCAUCAUCGUCGUCGUCGUCGUCGUCUUCGUCAUCAUCGUCAUCCUCAUCAUCAUCUACAUCUACAUCGUCAGCAUCAUCAGUGUCCUCGCUAACAAGUGAGGACCUGUCGACCAAACACAACAACUCCUCAGCCGCCAUCCUGAUCUCGAUCUCCCUGCUGAUCUUUCCUUUCCUACCGGCGACCAAUCUCCUUUUCUACGUCGGUUUCGUAGUUGCCGAACGCAUCCUCUACCUCCCCAGUGUUGGCUACUGUUUGCUGAUCGGUUUGGGGGUGAGCAAACUGAUCGACGGUACCACAACGGGAUUCCGUAGCAACAGUCCCCGAUCCAGUGCCGGUGGAUUCCGAGUGAAAAGUGCCGGCAAAAGUUCCAACAGUGAUGGUGAUAGAUACAAGUACCGGGCCGGUGGCCAUUCCGGUGCGGGUCAUAGUGCGAAACAUCACAAAAAUCAUUCCACGCCCGCCGGUAGCAGCGGUGCCGCGGCCAUUUCGCCGUCAGUGAAAAGUGCCAACAGUGGUCACAGUGCAAGGCAGAGUAGAAAAUUCGGUAGCCACGGAGGCUGUGGUGCCAGUGAUCGAUACCAAACACGUAAACGACAAAUCAUUUUACUGUGCUUCGGCGCGAUGUUGACCGUGUACAGUGGGAAAACCUUGCUGCGAAAUUGGGACUGGGCCGACGAGGAAAGUCUGUUCCGGAGCGCGAUUGGCGUGAAUCCACCGAAAGCACUUGGAAACCUAGGAAGUGUCCUUAGCGCACAAGGUCGCCAUCGGGAAGCCAAGGAGGCCCUGAAGGCAGCCCUUAGCUACCGCCCCAACAUGGCGGAUGUACAUUACAAUCUAGGAAUUUUACUACAAACCCAACAAGAGUACGCCGAGGCUGUGGAAAGUUUCCGAAAAGCGAUCCAGUUUCGACCAUCACUCGCACUUGCCUAUCUUAACCUGGGCACAUCGCUGAUAGCACUCGGACGCUGCCAGGAGGCGGCCAGUGUACUCCGCGAAGGCUCCAAACUGGACGGUUCCGGGUUACGCGAUCGGGCAGCCCACGACAACGCCCGGAUCAGUGCAAUGCUGCAGCUGGGCAAUCUGUAUGCGGACCAGGGCAAACUCCAACGGGCACUGGCCGUGUAUCGGGAGGCGUUGCACGUGCUGCCCGAUCGGUACCCACCGCAGGGCAUCUACCAUCGGUUGGGUGAAGUUUUUGCCCGUCUAAAUCAGUGGACCGAAGCGGAACGGUUUCAGCGUGCUGCCCUCGAAGCCCAACCGGAUCACGUUGCUGCGCACCUGUCGUACGGAUCCAUGCUGGCGAGGAAUAGCAGCCGAACUUCGGAAGCGGAACAGUGGUUUAAGCGUGCACUUCGACUGGCCCCAGCCGAUGCCAGUGUCUAUCAUCAUUAUGCCGACUUUUUGACCUCGGUUCGCCGGACGGCCGAGGCUUGCCAGUACCGCGUGAAAGCUGCCGAAUUGACUCCGGAUGAUUAUUCACUGGUGACAGCCGCAGCAUCGUCUCUACGUUUGCUGGAUCGGAAAUCCGAAGCAGAACGGUGGUACCGACAGGCCGUCAAACUUCGGCCGGAGGAGGCACGAGCUCACACAAAUCUAGGAGCCAUACUGCAUCUGCUGGGACGACCGCAUGAAGCUGCACGGAGCUACCAGGAAGCACUUAGGCUGCAACCGAACGAUCUGACUACUCUGACCAAUCUGGCCAAGCUGGGAAUAGCGGAGAUUUCCUGAGGAACGGUUCCAUCGUCCCCACCACAUCCACGGCCGGAUGCCACCGGUGGGGACGAUGAUUUGAGCUAGCUUAACUAAAAUCGGACCGGUAUCGAACCGUUGGCCGUUUACUGUACAGCUUCCAACAGGAUUUGUUGAGAUUUGCAGGGAUUGACACAUUUCUAUUUUUGCAUUGUUUCCAAGCGAUACACGAGGCAGGAAAGCAGGAAAGAAACAGUUAUGAAUUGUAUAAUGUAAAGACAUAUAGAUAUAGCAGGCAAUGAGAUAAGAACUGUUGGAUCAAAAAAAAGAUAAAAAGAAAAGGAUCAUAGGUAGUACAAGGAGAGUUUGUAUCAAAGAAAAAGAUGUCGUUAAUUACCCUGGCGGGACUAAUCAAUCACAGACUUAUAAAGGAAAUCUACAAACGGUGACAAAUUAGUUAGCCUAAGCAACUGUAUCAUAUAGAAAUACACACAGAGAUUAUUAUAUUAACAAAGGAUAGGACAAAUAAAAAGGCUUCGUCGAGAGUCAUUCUGUUGAGUUUUAGUUGAUGUACAAAUGGAAUUGAUAAAACAAAUUAGUUGAGUGACCAAUAAUGACUCGGCAUGUUUUGCGGAAGAUCAGCACCUACUGUAAAUAGGCAAGAAACAAUAGACAAAUACCAUAAAAAUUAAUACAAGUGUAGGUGUUCCCUAAUAGCAACAGCUGAAAGCAGUCGGUGUGAAUGAAAAUUUCAUUGCUUCAAUAUUAAAAAAAUGAUGAUAAUGAUGAUGUUGUUGUUUACGAAUGCGAUAGUUGAAUGCGAGCACGGAGAGAUAGAAAAAUAAGUGAUUGAAAUAUUAUAUGAAGCACUUAGUUUAUAUUACAACGGAGCAAUGGGAGUUAAUGCCGCCAGAAUAAAUGAAACUGUUAUAGACAAUGCGAUAUAUAUGCAAUCGAUGCAUACAGUUUAUUACCGGAAGCAACACCCACACAUGCUAGGAACAAACAUAAACUUCUGUAUAAUAAUGCCCAACAACAUCACUCGGCGGGAAUAUGUAUAUUAAAGAGUAAAACUGAAACAGAUCACAACUUAUAAGGCUAUACAAUUUCUGAAUAAAAAGAUUUGUUAAAAAAUA